Molecule: messenger RNA, 1577 nt
Organism: Cucurbitaria berberidis CBS 394.84
Lineage: Eukaryota; Fungi; Ascomycota; Dothideomycetes; Pleosporales; Cucurbitariaceae
Exons: 3
Coding region: 73-1473 (466 amino acids)
Molecular function (GO): protein binding
Source: RefSeq, a predicted model, not a curated record
GGGCACCCCAUCAUUGAUCAUCCAACUUCUGGCACGAGCUAGGGCUUGACAUCCAUCUCGAAUAUUGGAAGGAUGCUCCCGUCUGCGGCUGAGCUUGUCGCCCGGUUCCUGCGGGCCAAUGGAUAUGAUGAGACACUAAACAGCUUCAUCAAAGAGGCAGGCCUACCCCUUGAUGUCGGCGCUGCCUCAGAUGGGUUGGUCACAAUCGAAACAGUCCUGCAGGAGAAGAAAACUUUCGACCUCAGCCUUAACUUUGAGAAGCUUGGCGUGGUGGACAAGGAGCGCGCAUGGGCUGUCCAGGCGCCUACUAAGCCAAUAGUCGUGGAAUCCCUACCAACUCGGUCCAAUCUACUCAGCGUGUCCGUAGUAAACCUAUCACUGCCGUCGGCAACAGAAACCCGACAAUACAUCGCUGUGACUACGGCAAGUAGACAACUGCACCUGAUUGAUCCUAGCACACCGACACUAGACCUAGUGCACUCCUAUUCUGGCUUCCAAGAUUCACCCAUUCUGGACAUUGUUGCUAUAGCGUCUCGCUAUUUAUUGAUCGCUUCCAUGUCCGGCAAGCUCCACCUUCACGACACAGCAAGCGACAAGACUCUAGACGAACGAAAGGAUCAUUCCAAAUACCUCGUCAAGCUAGCGACUUGGUCGAGUGGCAACUCUGUUCUAAUUGCCAGUGCCGGAUGGGAUGCCAAGGUUCUCCUAUACGAGCUUGAUAUCAGUGCUGUUCUUCCGCAGCUUGGGGAACCGAUAGCCACGCUAUCUCUCCCGAGCAUCCCGGAAACGAUUUGUUUCGUUCCAUCGCCUGAGGGCGGGACGCCAGUUCUGCUAAUGGCUCGUAGAGAUUCCACUUUCUUAUAUUACUACGUACUUCCUAGGGCAGGAUCACCAGGAUUUACUCUUCUUGGAAAGCAGAACCUAGCUCCACACUCUAAUGCAUGGGUUGCCUUCACACCUGCAGACGUACAGAUCUGUCCUACGAACCCACUCUUGGUUGCUGUCGCUACGUCUUCAACGCCACACAUGAAACUACUUGUGGUGAAGCUUCUACUUCCACCUAUGGGAGCUUUAGAAGUUGAUGCAGCUGUCAGCCCAGACCCAGUAGAAUCAGUUACGCAAGCUUCGCAGGCGCGUGCUGAACUUGUUGUUGCAGAUAGAGAAGAGGCAGCUAUUUUCGUGAACGUUUCUACUCUGGCGCCACAAACAGCUUACUCCACGCCGCGGAUAGUGUGGCGUCCUGAUGGUUCUGGCGUAUACGUCAGCUCCGAUGACGGAGUCAUUCGAGGGAUCGAAGCAAACAGCGGGAGGCUCAUUGCAUCCUUAGAGGCCCACGAACCUGGGUCGAAGCUACGGUGUCUAUGGGCGGGUCACAUACAGACAAAUGCGGUGGACGGCUCAUCAUCCCCUGGCUAUAACGAGUAUCUCAUCAGUGGCGGCUUCGAUCAGAAGCUGAUCCUUUGGAGUCCAUAGUAACCUUACUGUAAGCCUCACUCGGAAGUCUGGAGAAACUCGGCCUCGCGUGUUUUGGCGUAUGGUUGCAUACUGCCGACGGCGAGGUGCCUUCUAUGCAGCAG